Molecule: messenger RNA, 2562 nt
Organism: Alnus glutinosa
Lineage: Eukaryota; Viridiplantae; Streptophyta; Magnoliopsida; Fagales; Betulaceae
Product: MACPF domain-containing protein At4g24290
Exons: 8
Coding region: 312-2117 (601 amino acids)
Biological process (GO): regulation of salicylic acid mediated signaling pathway; plant-type hypersensitive response
Cellular component (GO): plasma membrane
Source: RefSeq, a predicted model, not a curated record
AAAGCUCAAUAUUUACUCUCUCUCUAACCCUCACUCACGCGUGCAUUCCGCACGUCUCUCUCUCUCUCUCUCUCUCUCUGAGGUUAGGGUUUUUCUCUUUCUGAAAUCGUCUCGAAUUUUCCAAGUCUCGAAGCUUCGUAUCGCCAUUCGAGUUGUUUCGGAUCGAAGAGCUUCGUCUCGGGCCGAACUUUGUGCAAGUUUUGCUGAAUUUCUGAGUUCAGUGUUUGGAGCUGAAGAUUUCCGAGAGAACAGAUUGAGGUUGAAAAAAUAGUUUGCAUCUGGUUUGGGUGAAGAAGAGUGAUGAUAGAGUAAUGGCACUAAAGGUUCCAGCUCCUGAAGCUGCUGAGAUCGCAAUUAGGGCAAUUGGUUGUGGAUACGAUAUAUCAGAAGAUCUAAGGCUCAAGUACUGUAAAGGUAACUCAAAAGUUUCGCGGUUGAUUGAGAUUGAUGAAGAUGGGGGUCGUGAGAUUGUUUUACCUGGUGGAAUUUUGAUCCCAAAUGUCUCCAAAUCAAUAAAAUGUGAUAAAGGGGAACGUACCCGGUUCAGGUCCGAUGUCCUCUCUUUCCAACAGAUGUCAGAGCAGUUCAAUCAGGAAAUAAAUUUGAACGGCAAAAUUCCUUCAGGCCUCUUCAAUACCAUGUUCGAAUUCUCAAGUUGUUGGCAGAAAGAUGCAGCCAACACUAAGACCCUUGCUUUUGAUGGGGUGUUCAUCACGCUCUAUACAGUUGCAUUGGAGAAAUCCCAGAUGGUACUCCGUGAUCAUGUUAAGAAAGCUGUUCCAUCAUCAUGGGAACCUGAUGCACUGGCAAGGUUUAUUGACACAUUUGGUACCCAUAUUAUUGUUGGUGUGAAGAUGGGAGGGAGGGAUGUAAUAUAUGUGAAGCAGCAGCAUUCAUCAACUCUUCAACCUGCUGAUGUACAGAAAAGAUUGAAGGAGAUGGCAGAUAAAAGGUUUUUAGAUGCCAGUGGACAAAAUGGCAUAGCUUCUGAAAAAGUGUACCAGAAUGAGAAGUUUGAAAUCAGGGAGCAGCGGCUGAGGUUCGCAGAUACCAGUCCAUCAAGUUCUUAUUCACACAAGGAGGAUACUUUAACCAUUUUCAAGAGGAGGGGCGGAAGUGAUAAUAGGCACCUAUCUCAUAAUGAGUGGUUACAAACUGUCCAGUAUGAGCCUGAUGUGAUCUCAAUGUCCUUCAUCCCAAUCACCUCUCUAUUGAAUGGAGUCCCAGGGAGUGGAUUCUUGAGUCAUGCCAUCAAUCUUUAUUUACGAUAUAAACCUCCAAUUCAAGAGCUCCACCAAUUUUUGGAAUUUCAGCUGCCACGGCAAUGGGCACCUGUGUUCAGUGAACUUCCACUUGGUCCACAACGGAAGCAGCAAAGCUGUGCAUCUUUGCAGUUUAGCUUAAUGGGCCCAAAGCUUUAUGUGAACACCACUCCGGUUGAUGUCGGCAAGAGGCCAGUGACUGGUCUCCGGCUUUAUCUAGAAGGUAAAAGGAGUAACUGUUUGGCUAUCCAUUUGCAGCACCUCUCAUCUCUUCCCAAAAUCUUCCAACUCGAAGAUGAUCCGAGUGGCAACUUCUGCCAAGAGCCCUUUUAUCGUAAAUACUAUGAGAAAGUUCAAUCGAAGUACUUCUCUCAUGUCUGCACUGCUCCUGUGGAGUCGGAUGAGGAUUUGUCUAUAGUAACUGGAGCCCAAUUUCAGAUUGAAAACCAUGGAUUGAAAAAUAUUCUCUUCUUGAGACUCCGCUUCUCGACUGUUUUGGGAGCUACAGUUGUGAAACAUCCCGAGUGGGAUGGAUCUCCAGGGCUGGCUGCUAAAUCUGGCCUCAUAUCAACACUGAUCAGCCAUCAUUUUACAACAGUUCAGAAGCCACCUCCACGGCCAGCUGAUGUGAACAUAAACUCUGCCAUUUACCCCGGAGGCCCUCCAGUACCCAUCCAAGCUCCUAAGCUUCUGAAGUUUGUUGAUCCAACGGAAAUGAUGAGGGGGCCACAGGAAACUCCUGGUUAUUGGGUUGUCUCGGGGGCUAGACUUCUUGUGGAGAAGGGCAGGAUUUCUCUCCGGGUUAAGUAUUCUUUGUUGACUGUAAUAUUACCUGAUGAAGAAGUGGAUCCGUAAAGGCGGAAAAAAGAAAAGGAUGUAUUGAAACCAAAACCAUCGAUUUUGGGAAAUAGAUGAAGUCCAAGAUAAGGAAGGGGAAGAAGAAAGGAAAGUGGAGGGAGGGCCAGGGUGAGCUUGGAAGCCGAAAGGUGAGAUCAAUGGUCGUUGUAUCGAUCUGUAUUUUCCUUAAUUUUUCCACCUAUGAUGUGAGGUGUUGUCUUUUCAAUGUAGAUUCUUACUGCAAUAUGGCAUAUCACGCAUAAACGGCUCAAUGUUGAAUCUUAGGUGUUGCAGAAGUUGCCAGCUUUGGUGUUGAUUGGGUGUGUGCUUGCCCAUGUUCGUGUAGAUAGGGUUGGGAAAAUGAAGGGAUACGAUGAGGAGUAGAAAUCAUCACCUAACAAUGUGAACAAACUGAAAUUGUUGUCCGACAGUUAGGAAUGUCAUACUGACGAUAAUUUUUUGA